AUGGCAGAUGCCCAGAAAAUGGAAGAGAAGAACAGCAGGUGGAAACUGCAGGCGCUGGAUUGGAGGGAUGUGAACCAGGACUUCUGGACUGUAGGUCCCAGAGCUCUAAGUGCCGCCCCCUUCGGCGAUGGCGGAAAUAAGGAAAUCUGCAAUCCUGAGUUAAGUGAGAAGAACCCAACCUUGAGAAUAUUCGCAAACAUUUGCUUUGAAGCCUGGAGUCCGCUUUGUGCCACCGAUGAUCAAUUACAGCUCUGCCUCUUGAAGUGGGCCAGGAGGAGAAAGGCUUCAGUGCACCUGCACUGUGAGAAGGUGAUGAUCCACUCCAGUGCUGUCUUUAAGAUCCUGAAGCUUCUGCGCGCUGUGCGACUGGAUUCUCUCCACCAGCUGGAGGUGAUUAGUCACUGGUGUCCAGAAGGCAUGAAAGCAUUUGCUCCUCAGCUAAGGAAGAUGGAAAACCUUCACACAUUUCACUUCAGAAGUCUGAGUUCAGAAGAGUUUACAUCAACCAGGGAAAACAAGUGGUAUUCCCGCAUCUGUGCCUCUCACUUAGGGCAGCUGAAAAAUCUCCGGGAGCUUCAGAUGGAUGAAUUUGCCCCUUUCCUGGGACGGAUAAAUAAUCUUCACAAACUAAUUCUCUCUGAUAUCUCUGGACCUUCCAUCAUUUCCCCAGAGAAGAGAGAGCAGUUCACCAUAAUCACCUCUCAGUUUCUUAAGCUUCACUGUCUGCGAGAGAUUUACAUGAACUCUGUCCACUUCCUGGAAGGCCACUUGGACCAGUGGCUCAGGUGCCUGAAGGUCCCCUUGGAGACCCUGUCAUUAACUCAGUGCCAGCUUUCCCACUUUGACUGGAACCAGCUGCCCCACUCUGAGUGGACCCGACAGCUAGAACACUUGGAUCUGAGUUCCUCCCUGACCACCAUGCAUUUGGAAAACUGUGGGAUCACAGAUGUGCAGGUCUGUGCCUUCCUGCCUUCUCUGAGCUGCUGUUCCCAGCUCACUACCUUCUGCUUCGUAAGGAAUUUCAUGUCCAUGGACACCAUGAAGAAGCUGCUGGGCCACACUGCCAGGCUGAGGACCUUAAAGGUGGAGCUGCACUCUAUUCCUCCAGAGGUUUGUGUUCGCAGGGAAGGUGUUCACCUGCAGAUGUGGACCGAGUUGAGUGGUGGUGGCCAGCCUGAGGGCCAGCACACAACAGUGCUCGCUGCCGCAUGGCUCCCCAUGUACCUGAGCCCUUCUUUCUGGGCACCUAAGAAGCAGGGAGCCAGCCAGUCAGAAGACCGGCGCUUCCUGCCCAUGGCUCACCAUGAGCUGGAGGCCCUCCUUCCAGGCGCCUAG
Molecule: messenger RNA, 1335 nt
Organism: Chinchilla lanigera (long-tailed chinchilla)
Lineage: Eukaryota; Metazoa; Chordata; Mammalia; Rodentia; Chinchillidae
Product: putative PRAME family member 26
Exons: 6
Coding region: 1-1335 (444 amino acids)
Cellular component (GO): cytoplasm
Source: RefSeq, a predicted model, not a curated record